Molecule: messenger RNA, 1713 nt
Organism: Trifolium pratense (red clover)
Lineage: Eukaryota; Viridiplantae; Streptophyta; Magnoliopsida; Fabales; Fabaceae
Product: transcription factor bHLH71-like
Exons: 3
Coding region: 404-1411 (335 amino acids)
Biological process (GO): regulation of transcription by RNA polymerase II
Molecular function (GO): protein dimerization activity; DNA-binding transcription factor activity, RNA polymerase II-specific; RNA polymerase II cis-regulatory region sequence-specific DNA binding
Source: RefSeq, a predicted model, not a curated record
CUAUUACACAGCAUGUUAUGUUGUUUUUUUGCUUAUUUCUAUUUAGAUUUGGGUCCACCUUCUCUCACUUGAUUAACAUAAGUGAGAGUGUAUAUGACAGCAUCUUCAAAAUUAGGAAGUGAAGAAACCAAAGCAAAAUCAAUAUCAAAGCAAGGGAGAGUGUGUUUUCGUUUUACUAUCUACACCCUACACACACACCUUUCUGAUUCCUGAAAAGCACUAUACCUUUUUCUGCACUUUCUCACGUGCUGCAUAUGUUACAUUUUUCUUUUCUUCUUAACCAAUAUUUCACUUCUUUUCUUCCUCUUUGUCACACAUCAAAAAUUUCACCAACUCUUAUAUAUAUUAUUAUAUAGUUUAUUAUAUAGUAUAUAUAUAGUGGUAUUUUGCUAUAAAUGAACGCAUGAAGAUUGAAGAUUCUUCUUGUAAUACAAUGGCUUUGGAAACACUUUCAUCAUGUAAUGAGUUUUCAAAUUUCAUUAUCUAUGACACAAUUUCUGCAACUCCAUUUAGUAGUAAUACUAAUACUACAGAGUACUCUGGUUUCUUGGAAAACACAAUGAACAACAACUAUGAGGAAAAUAUUCAUCAUGAGGCUACAAUAUUUGAUCAUAGUAACUUUUCUAUGAUGAAUAACAGAAAAAGGCAAUUAAUGGAACAAGAAGAAACAAUGAAGGAGAUGAAUAAUAAUAAUAGUAAUAAUCAAGUGGUGCAGAGGAAGAAGAGGAGAAGAAAACCAAGAGUUUGUAAGAACAAAGAAGAAGCUGAAACACAAAGAAUCACACACAUUACUGUUGAGAGAAAUCGUAGAAAGCAAAUGAAUGAACAUCUUGCUGUACUUCGUUCUCUCAUGCCUGAAUCUUAUGUUCAAAGGGGUGACCAAGCUUCAAUAGUAGGAGGUGCCAUAGAGUUUGUAAAAGAGCUAGAACAUCUCUUACAAUCACUUGAAGCUAGAAAGCUACAACAAUUACAACAAGAAUUAGCACAACAACAAAGCAAUAAUAUUGAAGAUACAUCCAAUAGUGUUGUUUCAAAACAAAUAAUGAAACCACCUUUUGCACAAUUUUUUGUGUAUCCUCAAUAUACAUGGUCCCAAACACCUAACAAAUACACAUCCAAGACCAAAGCUGCCAUAGCUGAUAUCGAGGUUACAUUAAUCGAGACUCAUGCAAACCUUAGAAUUCUCACUAGGACAAGACCUGGACAAUUAACUAAAUUAGUUGCUGGUUUUCAAUCACUCUUCUUCACAAUUCUACAUCUCAAUGUCACUACUCUACAACCUUUGGUAUUCUACUCUAUCAGUGCCAAGGUUGAAGAAGGAUUCCAACUUGGUUCAGUAGAUGGCAUUGCAACAGCAGUUCAUCAUUUACUUGGAAGAAUUGAGGAAGAAACUUCCCUAAUUUGCUGUUAAUCUGAGGGUGCAUGAUUUCUGUGAAGUGACCAAAUUAACCCUCAACUAGCAUUUAGAGAGAGGGGAACAAAAAUAAUAUUUGAGGAUGGCUUGAGUUUUUUUUUCCUUAAUAUUUUUUUUUUGUUAGUUUGGUGAGUUGAUGUAUUUAAUGUUAACUAUAGUAGCUGUUAAUUAUGCUUAAUUUGGUUGCUACAAAAAUUCGAUAAAAUUAUAGGGUUGAAACCUAAUGGGAAAAAAAAAGCUGACAUAGUUGAUAUUGCUUGCAGUUUAACUUGUAUUGUUCAUUUCAAUGGCCCAAUAUG